Drosophila obscura is the source of this 1872-nucleotide messenger RNA. RefSeq names its product juvenile hormone esterase. NCBI's taxonomy places the organism in Eukaryota, Metazoa, Arthropoda, Insecta, Diptera, Drosophilidae. The coding region runs from base 2 to 1696 and encodes 564 amino acids. The record is from RefSeq and is a predicted model, not a curated record. The transcript is spliced from 6 exons.
CAUGCGCCUGCUCUGGUCUGGAGUUCUGCUGACACUCGCUGUCUGUCCGCUUGCGGCUGCCGGCGAUCCUUUGGAUGUGUGCCUGAAGGAUCUGGGCUGCCUGAGGGGCACACAUAUGCCAGGAUAUCAGGGCGAGGAGUUUGAGGCGUUCAUGGGCAUACCAUUUGCCCAGCCUCCUGUGGAUUCCCUGCGACUCAGAAAUCCUGUGCCUGCUGCGCCCUGGGAGGGCAUUCUGGAUGCAGGGACAGCCAAGGAUGGUUGUCUGCAGAAGAACUACUUUAGCACCAACUGGGUAGUUUCGGGCGUGGAAGAUUGCCUCUACCUGAAUGUCUACAGACCAAAGAAACGCGAUGGAAGUCCCUUGCCCGUCAUGUUCUACAUCCAUGGGGGCGGUUACUUUAGCGGCACUGCCCAUCCGGUUGCCAGUGGACCCGAGUAUAUGAUGGACACGGAGCAGGUGAUCAUGGUCACCGUACCCUAUCGCCUGGGGCCGUUGGGAUUCCUGAGCACUGGCGAUACGAAUAUGCCUGGCAACUUCGCUCUCAAGGAUCAGCGCCUGGCCAUGCAGUGGGUGCAGCAGCACAUAGCAGAAUUUGGAGGCGAUCCCCAGUUGGUGACGAUCUUCGGCCACAGUGCGGGAGGAAUGUCGGCCCACUAUCACAUGCUCAGCCCCAGCUCAAAGGGACUCUUUCAACGGUCCAUGUCCUUGGUUGGCACCAUACUCUCGCCAUUCUUGAAGAUAAAUAAGGAACCUCUCGCCCAGGCGAGAAAGCUGGCUGCUGUGGCUGGCAUCGAGGGGGCAGAGAGCUUAGACAGCAAGGACCUGGCCCAGGCUCUGCGAGAGCUGGAUCCCGUUGAGCUGCACACCACGGUAGACUCCCUAAAAGUUUGGUAUAACUUUCCUUUCAUCAGCAAUACAGUGGUCGUCGAACCUGUUGGAUGUCCGGAAGCCUUCUUCACCGAGGACCCGGUACAGUCGCACCUCGAGGGACGCAUUAAUCAGGUGCCCUGGUUGCUGAGCGUCACUUCCAGGGCCGGAGAAGGUGCUCUAUCCAUUCUGCGCGUCUUCGACGAUCGAAAGCUACGGGCCGAGCUCAACUCGCAGUUCCUUGAGCAUUUUUCCCACGUCUUGAACUUGCCUGAUGGAACUUCGUCGGAGGUUGUCCGGGAAAUCCUAGACGCCUAUGGAUUCGAGGGAGAGAGCAUCAGCAACGAUACACUUGUGCCGCUGGCCGAGAUCGCGGGCGACUUUGGGUUCUUUUACCCGCUCUACGAGACCGCCUCAACCUACGCAAAAUACGCCAAUCUUGAGGAGAAUCCGCUCUCCUUCUACUUUUUCGAGUACCGUGGCCUGCGCACCCUCUCGACCCUGUUUAGCGGCGCAUCGGUGGAGUAUGGGGUAGGUGCUGCCCACAUGGACGACGCUCUGCACACCAUACGGAUUCCGGCUAUUGUCGAGGACUAUCCCAAGAAUUCGGAGGAUGCUGACGUCGUUAAACGAAUGACCUCGCUGAUGGUGGACUUUGCCAAAACCGGGAUCUUCCACAGUGGCACAUCCUGCCAAGCUUCCGAUUUCACGGAUCAGCAGAUGUGCAGCUAUGUCCAUUUUGGUGGCACCGUUGGCAACUACAAGGAGGAUAUCCAGAAGGACGUGGAUUUGGCAGGCUAUCCAAUAUGGAAGAGGUUAUUUUUCUGAGAAUCAUUAGUCAACAGAUUGCUUUUAAUGAUGUUACUUGUUUACUAUUAAUUCGUAUCUCAGUCUCUGGAACUGGAACGAGAAUUUUAGUACUUUUACAUAAUGUGUCUCUGUAAUGUUACACGAUAAAUAACUAAGCUGCAACUCAAUGUAAAAUUGUUGCGUCAUGUGCAUGC